Molecule: messenger RNA, 2186 nt
Organism: Ricinus communis (castor bean)
Lineage: Eukaryota; Viridiplantae; Streptophyta; Magnoliopsida; Malpighiales; Euphorbiaceae
Product: probable protein phosphatase 2C 27
Exons: 4
Coding region: 650-1813 (387 amino acids)
Biological process (GO): protein dephosphorylation
Molecular function (GO): protein serine/threonine phosphatase activity; cation binding
Source: RefSeq, a predicted model, not a curated record
AAUCGCCAGUAGCCAAACAGAAAGCCAACAACUGACUUCUCUCUUCUCUGCAAUUCUAUCAAAGCAUUUAUUUCUUUUUCUUUUCUUUUUUUUCCGGCUCUCUUUUGAAACUACUUUUCAUUCUCUAUCUAUCUACGUCUUUGAGGGUUUCUUCUUCACUGAUCUGACCAAACACAAAGCAAUAGUAUAAAAAACCAUCAUCAUCAUCUGUGAGAAUAUUCUCUGCUUUUUCUUUUUCUUUUUCUUUUUCAUCUAUUUAAUGUUUUUAAAAAACUCUCGUUGUUCCUUCGGGUAAUUUUUGGGUUUUAAUUAGUUGAUUUGGCUUGCUUGCUAUUGGUUAAUUACUGCAGAAUUUGUUGAAUCUUUUCUUGUUUUGAGAUUAUUGAAUGACUAAGCAUGAUUCUGUGAAUUGAAGAUUUCAGACUUGGCGAAUUUGGCAUUUCCGUGAAGCUUUUGUUUACCUGCUCUGAUUAUUCUUUGACUAAUUGUCUAGUAUCUGAAGAAAGUUCUUUUCUUUGAGCUUGGGAUUGGCUUUAAAUUUUUUUGGAUAUUUUAAUUAGAUCGGAGGGUUUUGCAAAGAAAAAGGUGAAGUUGUAAACUUUAAGGGUUUGCAUAGUAAUUAUUUGAUUUAUGAUUGAGGAGGGGAUAUAUGGCUGCUGGUAUGGAUUUUUCACCUCCAUUCACUGUAGUAGAAGGUGGGUAUAGUAAGGACAAUAAUGUGUCAUCUAUGGAAAAUCAGAAUCCGGAAAUUCUGGAUAAUCUUAAACAACCUGCUAAUGGGAAACCUCCUCGCCACCUCUCUGUCAUGCGGCAUAGUAUGAGUUCUAUUAGGAUGCUGGCUGCUGCUGAUCUGACAAUGGAUGUUGGAAUUGUUGUCAGUAAGUCUCCUUCUGAUGAAAAAUCCAAUUUUCUUCCCGUCUUUCGAUCAGGGAGCUGUGCUGAAGGAGGACCUAAACAGUAUAUGGAGGAUGAACAUGUAUGUAUUGAUAAUCUUAUUGAACAUCUAGGCGCAACUGCCAACUUCCCCCCACCUGGAGCUUUCUAUGGGGUUUUUGAUGGGCAUGGAGGUAUAGAUGCAGCAUCAUUUGUUAGAAAUAACAUUCUUAAGUUCAUAAUUGAGGAUUCUCAUUUUCCAAUUUGUGUGGAGAAAGCAAUUAAGAGUGCUUUUUUGAGGGCGGAUUAUGCAUUUGCGGAUGAUAAUGAACUUGAUAUCUCAUCUGGUACCACUGCACUAACUGCCCUUAUUUUUGGAAGGACUUUGGUAAUUGCUAAUGCUGGGGAUUGUCGAGCAGUGCUUGGGAGGCGAGGUAGAGCAAUUGAGAUGUCCAAAGACCACAAACCAAAUUGCACAUCUGAAAGACAUAGAAUUGAGAAACUGGGUGGAGUGAUAUAUGAUGGGUAUCUUAAUGGCCAAUUAUCAGUUGCACGUGCCCUAGGUGACUGGCACAUGAAGGGUUCCAAGGGUUCUGCAUGCCCUUUAAGUGCAGAGCCAGAAUUGCAGGAGACAGAUCUAACAGAGGAUGAUGAGUUCUUGAUCCUCGGCUGUGAUGGCCUGUGGGAUGUCAUGAGCAGCCAGUGUGCAGUAACAAUUGCAAGAAAAGAACUGAUGCUCCAUAAUGAUCCAGAAAGAUGCUCAAGAGAGUUGGUUAGGGAGGCACUCAAACGAAACACAUGCGACAAUGUAACAGUGGUAGUGAUUUGUUUCUCCCCAGAUCCACCCCCUCGGAUAGAGAUUCCACAAUCCCGAGUUCGAAGAAGCAUAUCGGCAGAAGGUCUAAAUUUACUCAAGGGUGUGCUGGACUGUAACUCAUGAAGCAAGGGGUUCAGGGGAAUGUGUACAAAAUGCAUUCAAGAUUUGUUGCCCCUCGGUUUGCUUUUUCUGUCCUCUCAGACACGGCUGACAUUCAGCACUGUUCAGGGAAAUAAAGAUUGCAUAGAAUGUGAUUCUUUUUGAGUUUUAAACCCAUGUAAAUCUGAGAUCAUUUAUGUUGUAACAUUUGGUUGAGUGCAUUGUUCAGCUGCCUAGUUCCGUAGAUGCUUCUUCUCAUUCUUCGUUUCUACUUUGUACAUAAACUUGGAAAAAAGAAAAUUGAGGGGUAUGCUUUUCCAUGCUCAUUUAAUUGGUCGGAUCUCUAUUAUUUGUUAAUCAAUCAUGAUUAGCCAAUUAGGCAAAAAUCUUCAUGGUA